Molecule: messenger RNA, 1744 nt
Organism: Misgurnus anguillicaudatus (oriental weatherfish)
Lineage: Eukaryota; Metazoa; Chordata; Actinopteri; Cypriniformes; Cobitidae
Source: RefSeq, a predicted model, not a curated record
UAUUUGCUUUUUGUUAUAUAAUAUUAGAUCUAUUUAAACUUAAUUUGUUUUAAUAACAUCAGUUAAAAUACCUUAGACAAAAAUAAUUUUUUUUAAUCCUGUCUUGAUUGACAAAAAUCAUGUGUUUUCUUGACACAAAAAAAUGGAAAUCCUAAAUGUCUAAUGUAUUUCUUUACAACUCUGACAGAAAAAAGGAGGCCUCAUAAACCAGCCCAAUCAUCCAAAUCUGCAGAAGAUCCCAGCAACUCAAGUCUUGCCCUGUUUCAAGCCAAACUUCAAUACUUCAACUUAAGACAUGAAUGACCAAAGAAAAACCGAAUCUGUUAAAGGGUAUAUACAUAAUGUUUCGAGCCUUAAACGGGGUGCCAAGCGCCCUUAUUUUGAGGCACAAAUUCAAGAGAAACUCAAGAUACAAAGAGUGGUUGUGUUCAAGCCAGAGCUGCACUCUGAAUUCCAAAUGGUGAAUUUGCAGAGGACCCCAGUGCACUUGCAGAACAUAGUUGUGCAACUAUCAAGAGUAGAUCAGACUCAAGAAGUCCUCUUCGGGUUCAAAUCACGGAUGAUGUGUAUUAAGGGGCUAGACUAUAGCUACAACACGACACUGAAGGUCACAGAAAGUGACAAAGUGGUUCCAAUCCGUGAUGUCCUGAAAAUUGAAAAUGAAUUUCAAAGAGUGAAUGUAAAAGUGCAAAUCAUCCACAUUGAAAGUCAAGGAUACAAUUUUAUUCAAGAUCAACGUUUCUUUCCAAACACAACAUACAGAGUUGCGGACAACACUGGUCAAAUUGACUUCACAAAUUGGGGUGAGAAGACCUUGAACAUUGGCUCUUGGUACAUCCUUAGUAGUGUUUCAGUCCGCCACUUUAAGGGUAAUCUAAUUAUCACCAGUACCAGAGACAGCACCCUACUGGAAGAAGACCCUGACCCUGACAUGAUUCUCACCACGCAGCACACCACCACAUCCACAAACGUCACCACAGAAAUCAUCGGCGCAACAAUCAAUGUUCACCACAUCUGCCCACAACACCACAAAAUCACCAACAUGCCCAUGUCUGUGUCACGUGUUCACUGCCCAAAAUGCAAUACACAUUACAAAGUCACCUCCAUCACCAUGUACUCCUAUGGAAAUCUCACAUUCAAAACCUCAAGUGAAAUUCAAACGGCAACUAUAGAAAACCAGCUCAUAAACUCAAUUAUAGAUCUUCCACCACACCCAAGUGCAGACACUAUAAUUGAUUUACUUUUAGAACUACCACCAGUCAACAUCACUAUACACAAUGGCAGAAUCACACGCAUAUCGCCAGCAUCCGCCACGCCAGCAUCCGCCACGCCAGCAUCCGCCACGCCAGCAUCCGCCACGCCAGCAUCCGCCACGCCAGCAUCCGCCACGCCAGCAUCCGCCACGCCAGCAUCCGCCACGCCAGCAUCCGCCACGCCAGCAUCCGCCACGCCAGCAUCCGCCACGCCAGCAUCCGCCACGCCAGCAUCCGCCACGCCAGCAUCCGCCACGCCAGCAUCCGCCACGCCAGCAUCCGCCACGCCAGCAUCCGCCACGCCAGCAUCCGCCACGCCAGCAUCCGCCACGCAAGCAUCCGCCACGCUGUUCCCUACUGACCUUGACCUGGACCAGUUUAUGACGGACGACUUUUUUGAUGAAUCUGCAUCCACCCUUCCACCUACCAUACCACCAACAAAAGCCCCAAAUCCCACUAAAAGAAAGCCACCUCAACUAAAAAAAGACUAA